AUGGAAAGCCAGAAGCCACAGGAAGUCUCCAGCGCGCAGGAGAGAAAGGAGUCACGGCAGGAGACAGCGCCCAUUAAGGAUCCGCGUUUCUUCAAGGGCACAGUGAAUCCCCUGUACUUCUCCGACACUUACGGAUUCCUGUACGAGAAGGAGGAGGAGCAACUUGCAGAGAGGCAGAAGCAGGGGGAGAACGUGAAGAGGCAGCUGGAGCGAGUGGAGGCCCGGAAGAAGCUCCUGCACCUCCGAAGAACCGAGCAGGAGAUAAAAAAGAGCGAGUUUGAGCGGGUGAAGGAGGGCAAAGUCCCGUUCUACACCUCCCGAAAGCACCGGAAGAUCAUACAGACCGUAUACAGUGCGAAGGAGAAAGGAGCCGAGCACAUAAUCAACCGGCUGAAAAAGAAGAGGAAGGAAAGAGAGAACAAGUCCAGGAGAAUCUGCGAGUAG
Nematocida major is the source of this 444-nucleotide messenger RNA. RefSeq lists its product as uncharacterized. The record is from RefSeq and is a predicted model, not a curated record. Bases 1 to 444 code for a protein of 147 amino acids. The transcript has a single exon. Lineage: Eukaryota; Fungi; Microsporidia.